AUGCAGCUCACCGCCCUCCUCCCCCUGGCCUUCGCGGCAACUGCCCUCUCCCAAACUACAAACCCAACCCUCCCCGAAGGCUACCGCCAAGUAAUCCUCAACACAGUCUGGAACGCCAAGUUCGCCGUGCAAGCCCAAACCCCCGUCAAGAGCGGAUCAGGCAUCGUCUUGUACACCGUCGCGGCAACCAAGCCGAAGCCUGAGCAGCAGUGGUGGAUCAAGGAUGGGACUACCAAGGUGCAGUUGGCUAAUACGAACUUUUGCUUGGAUGCUGGGACUGGAAGAAGCAACGGCUCCCCCCUAACCAUCCAAGACUGCGCCGACACCAAAGCUUCGCAAAAGUGGCUCUAUCAGCCCGAAGGAUACCUGGUUCUGGAUCAAGCCUCAGGCACAAAACUCUGCGUCGACCUCUACACCGGGUCCGUAAGGGAUAACACGAAAAUCGUGCUGUGGCAGUGCAUAAACGGGGACAAGAACCAUCAGUGGAAGGCGGCGAAUGUUACUACCACCCCUUAG
Neurospora tetraspora is the source of this 516-nucleotide messenger RNA. Its product is annotated as ricin B lectin domain-containing protein. The record is from RefSeq and is a predicted model, not a curated record. The coding region runs from base 1 to 516 and encodes 171 amino acids. The transcript has 3 exons. NCBI's taxonomy places the organism in Eukaryota, Fungi, Ascomycota, Sordariomycetes, Sordariales, Sordariaceae.